Molecule: messenger RNA, 2153 nt
Organism: Conger conger (European conger)
Lineage: Eukaryota; Metazoa; Chordata; Actinopteri; Anguilliformes; Congridae
Product: E3 ubiquitin-protein ligase TRIM35-like
Exons: 6
Coding region: 486-1880 (464 amino acids)
Molecular function (GO): zinc ion binding; protein binding
Source: RefSeq, a predicted model, not a curated record
GGUGACUUGGGAGACUGAAGCUAAACAGUUUUCUUACCGUAGCUGUUAGUAACGUGGCAUAAAGAGCCAGCCUAAGUUAUAGUUUUGGAAAUUCCUAUUUUGAAUACUCCUGUAUGAAGAUUUCGCUGUGGAACGUGAAUAAAUAUUCGUUUGUCAUCUUUUUACACCGGGGUCCCGUGGAGGUUUUUCCUUGCUAACAAGAACGUAACGUUACUGUGCGCGAGUAGUUAACUUUAGCCUUGGACCGUCGGCCCUCACAGAGCGUGUGUGCCUGAGUUUAUGUGGGUAAUGAGAUUCCAUUUGCAUUACAUCAGAGAGAACUGACAGAACCUGAAAAACAAGGCUGGUGUAAAAGUGAAGACAGACUUUUACAGUGUACCACUUUCUCACAGACAGACGCUGUAGCUACACUGGGGAACUUAUGAUAUGAUUUCACUGUGUAUCCUUCAGAUUUAUUCACUGAGCUCAGAACAGACGGAGACAGAAUGGCAUCUGGAUCUCCUUCUCUACUGGAAGAGGAGCUCUCCUGUCCUGUGUGCUCUGCAAUUUACAGGGACCCUGUUCUCCUGAGUUGCAGUCACAGCUUCUGUAAGGCCUGUCUGCAGCAGUACUGGGAUCAGAAGGGAUCUCUGGAGUGCCCAGUUUGCAGGAGAAGAUCUUCGAGGGUACAUCCCCCCAUUAGCCUGUCUCUGAAAAAUACCUGUGAGGCGUUCUUAAAGGAGAGAAGUCAGAGAGCUAAAGCAGGAUCUGAAGUGCUCUGCAGUCUGCACAGUGAGAAACUCAAAGUCUUCUGUUUGGAUGAUAAAAUACCCAUCUGUGUUGUCUGUCAAAUUUCAAAAAAACAUGAAAACCACAAAAUGCAACCAGUUCAGGAGGCUGCAGAAGAAUAUAAGGAGAAACUCAGGACUGCACUGGCUCCACUGCAGGAGAAGCUAGAAGCCUUUAAUGCAGUGAAACUAAUCUGUGAUAAAACAGCAGAGCACAUCAAGAUCCAGGCCCAGCACACAGAGAGACAGAUAAAGAUGGAGUUUGAGAACCUUCAGCAGUUCCUAAAAGAGGAAGAGGCAGCCAGGAUCACUGCGCUGAGGGAGGAAGAGGAGCAGAAGAGUCAGAAGAUGAAGGAGAAGAUUGAAAAGAUGACAGAAGAGAUAUCAUCCCUUUCAGAACAGAUCAGAGCCUUAGAACAGGAGCUGGGAGCUGAAGACAUCUCAUUCCUGCAGAGCUACAAGGACACACAAAACAGAGCCCAGUGCACCCUGGGGGAUCCAGAGACGGUCUCAGGAGCGCUGAUUGAUGUGGCCAAGCACCUGGGCAAUCUGAAGUACAGAGUGUGGGAGAAGAUGCUGGGGACUGUUCAAUACACUCCUGUGACUCUGGACCCAAACACAGCACAUCCCAAACUCUCACUGUCUGAGGAUCUGACCAGUGUGAGACGCAGUGGUGAGAGACAGCAGGUUCCUGAUAAUCCAGAGAGAUUUGAUCCGUGGGGGUGUUUGCUGGGCUCUGAGGGAUUCAGCUCAGGGAGACACUGCUGGGAUGUAGAAGUGGGGGGUGUGGACUGGCGGGUGGGUGUGGUUAAAGAGUCCAUCAGCAGGAAAGGGCAUGUGGAUGUGAGCCCAGCAGGAGGAGUGUGGAGUGUAAAGCUAUUCAAAGGGGAAUACAUAGCCCUGACCUCCCCACUCACACGCCUCACUGUGCAGAGGAACCUCCAGAGGGUCAGAGUGCAGCUGGACUGGGACAGAGGGGAGGUGUCAUUCUCUGACCCCAGUGACAACACUCCUCUCUACACUUUUAAACACUCCUUCACUGAGAGACUGUUUCCAUUCUUUGUGGGGACUGUGAGGAUCUGCCCACUGAAGGUGUCUGUAUGUGUAAAAUAGCACUGUGGCAUUGUUUGUAAACAUCACUUGAAGUCAAAGGACUGUAUUUGAUCAACUCAGAGCAGGUUUACUACAAAUGUUAAAAACAAAAACACAUCAUUACAAAAUAUUGUCUUAUUUGAAAUGUCAAUACAAACAUUGUAUUGUGCUUGAUGAGAAAUGUCUAAUCUCUCUGAUAUAACCUCAGAAUGUUAUUACUGGGUUAUUCCUGUGGUAUAUGGUGGUAUUGUAAGUACACUGGUGUGUGUGUGUAAUGAGUUGGGGUGUAAUAAA